Molecule: messenger RNA, 4602 nt
Organism: Colletotrichum lupini
Lineage: Eukaryota; Fungi; Ascomycota; Sordariomycetes; Glomerellales; Glomerellaceae
Product: aldehyde dehydrogenase
Exons: 15
Coding region: 1-4602 (1533 amino acids)
Biological process (GO): threonyl-tRNA aminoacylation
Cellular component (GO): cytoplasm
Molecular function (GO): oxidoreductase activity, acting on the aldehyde or oxo group of donors, NAD or NADP as acceptor; threonine-tRNA ligase activity; ATP binding
Source: RefSeq, a predicted model, not a curated record
AUGCCCGAAUCCGAAGCCAAGAAAGCGGCCAAACCGCCUCUGAAAGUCGAACUUGCACUACCCGUCGUAUACCAGGGACACGGCUCGUACACUGAAAGCUCGAAAGGGGUCCGGGACGUCCAAAUUGUGAUGCCGGGAUCACGGCCUAAGCAAGUCGACGUUCUCCAAGUAGACUCAACGGCUACAUCGCAACCCUUCAUUGAUCCGGCUGUCUUUCAAAAAUGGAGCGACAGAGAUGCUUCAUCCCGGAUCCGAGCGCUAGGUGGCUGUUCCGGAACCUUUUUAGGCCCGGUAACAAAGCAUGUGCCUCUGCCCGCCGCCAUCUGUCAAACUCGAGGCGCUCUAGCAAAUAAAGUUGGGGAAAUAUGGGCACGCGUGCGCUCCGGUAACUGUGGCCGGCAUCUCAAAACCCCAGAAUUCCUCCCCGCGGCUCAAUCUCGACCACUCUGGGAUCCGAUCCGGAAGACUGAUGAACGUCGGAAUUCACGUGGGGCCAAGUCCUCGGAUUUGGAGUUGCAACAGUCCCACGUCCGGUCAGAUCGGUAUUAUCACACAGAGUCCCAACUUCCAAAGUCCCAAUUCUCAAGCACUUCCCGCGAACACCGUCAGCAUAAUGCGGGCUAUCGGCCGGGGAUGCUGCUCGACUGGGCGAGAAGUGUAGUAUCCACCCUCCGGGUCCCUGCCCGGAACCGACCCACCAUGCCCACUCCAGCUGGGUCAGGUCGUCUCAGAGUUUCUCCCCGCGUCCACUUUCCGCGUGCGGGGUUCCGGGCACUAGAGAGCGUGGCGUUGACCAUCGGCAUGUCGAAAAGGGCAUGGUUCCGAUACCCCUUAUCAAGAAUCUCGGCUCGAUUCUCAUACUCUUUUCAAGCCAUGUCGACGCAGACAAACGGUGACACCCCAGCUGGGGACUACACUGUUCCCUUCUUCCUGGAUGGAGAAAAGGUCAUCGCAAAAAAGACCUUUGACGUUGUAUCACCCGCUACCGGAAAGGUCAUUCACAAGUGCGGCAGCGCAACUGAGGAAGAUGCCUUGGCCGCAGUUGAUUCCGCGGCCAAAGCCUUCAAAAGCUGGAAGAAGACUACGCUCGGCCAACGUCAGGAGAUCUUCCUCAAGGCUGCUGCUAUCAUGGAGUCUCGGAAAGAGGAACUGGCCCGCGUCAUGUCUGAAGAGACGGGUGCUGCUGCAGGCUGGUCAGAGUUCAUCUUGGGUCUGGGCAUCGGCUGCCUCAAAGACGUCGGCGGACGCCUCCUCACCAUCCAGGGCUCUCUCCCAACGACCAAUGACCCGAACGUGAGCGCAAUGGUCCUCAAGGAACCCUACGGGGUCGUCCUCGCUAUUGCCCCUUGGAACGCCCCGUACAUCUUGGGAGCAAGGUCAAUAGCAUUCCCCAUCGCCGCUGGCAACACUGCCAUUCUCAAGGCCUCAGAAUUCUCCCCUCGAACCCUGGUUGAGAUGGUCUCUUGCUUCCACGAAGCCGGCUUGCCCAAGGGUGUUUUGAACGUCAUUGUUCACGAGCCGGCCAACGCUGCUGCAAUUACAUCAUCGCUCAUCGCCCACCCUGAGGUCAAGAAGAUCAACUUCACCGGCAGCACAGGCGUCGGCCGCAUCAUCGCAAAGCUGGCAGGCGAGAACCUGAAGCCAGUACUGUUGGAGCUCGGAGGCAAGGCCCCGGCCAUCGUAUGGGAUGACGCCAACCUCGAGCUGGCCGCAGAUCAGUGCGCAGUUGGCUCUUUCCUUCACGGAGGGCAAAUCUGCAUGAGCACUGAGCGCAUCAUUGUCCACAAGAAGAUUAGCGAGCAGUUCCAGUCGAAGCUGUCGGCCUCGAUCGAGAAGAUCUUCCCGUCGCAAUCCGAUGCGCCUGUGCUCAUCAACGCGGUGGCUGUUGAGAAGAACAAGAAGCUUGUCAAGGAUGCCGUCAGCAAGGGCGCUGCCCUCGUUGCCGGCGACGUUGACGCUGAGCAGACGUCAAAGACAAGACUGCGGCCCAUCGUCAUCAAGAACGUCACAACCGACAUGGACAUCUACAAGACGGAGUCUUUCGGCCCUUCCGUAGCGCUCUUUGAGGUAGAGACCGAGGAGGAGGCGAUCAAGCUCGCCAACGACACAGAGUACGGCCUGACAUCUGCCGUCUUCACAGAGGAUCUGCGGACAGGUCUCCGCUUCGCAAAGGAAAUUGAGUCGGGCGCCGUCCACAUCAACAACAUGACGGUCCACGACGAGCCUGGCCUGCCCCACGGCGGAGUCAAGUCGAGCGGGUUUGGCAGGUUCGGCUCCUCUGGUCUGGACGAGUGGCGUCUAGAUACCUUGACCCUGUCUGAAUGGAAAGAAGGGGCUUAUUUCACGGCUCUAUCUGGUUCCGAUGCAAAUGCUGUGUAUCCAUCAAUGACUUAUUGGUUUCCCUCGCAUCUUACUGCACGAUUGUAUGACAACACUGUUACGAAUAGAACCCACAGUGGUGUUGAUCGUUAUCAGCCAAUGACGAUCAUGGGGAAGCAGUGCCACAAUAUUGGGCAGUUCAAUUCCGCGGUCGAUCAUAGGUGGGAAGCCACGUCGGCAACGACUAGAGCCGCGACAACACAUACGGGAACUUUGGCUUGGCGCAGUACGCCUCCUCCCCGCAAUUGCAAUUCUGGAGUCAGAGUUCGAGGGGAAUUGCUUGCGGCUUCGUUGCCGUGGGUUGGAGAAACGGAGAUUUUGUCCUGCCGAAAAGUUCGCGACAUGUCACAACGAAUACGACAACUGCGCACCUUGAUUCUUAACUCCCCGGGUGAGCGCACGUUUCCAACGCAAGAAGUGAAGCUGAGCAUGUGGGCCGAGUCUCUCCUCGUGGGCUUUGUGUUGAGAUGCGCCGGCAGUCUGAUACCCAAGUGUGUAAAUGGGAGCAAUGAAGACAUACCUAAUAGAAAGGUCAAAAGCGAUAAGACGAUUGGGCUGAACAGCAGUCGCAAGCUCUCUGGACCCUUGCAUCACAAAUUCGAGUCGCAUCUCGAGAAUCUUCAAGGCCGACUGACAUUCCCACUCCCGAUUGUCAGCAAUCCCGCACAAUGCUUCCCGCACGGUCUCUCCGACCAGCCUUCCAGACGAUGGUACGCCGACAAGAAAGCCGCACCACCACCACCACCAUCACCGGCCGCCGUCGCCGAAAUUGACCUCCCCGACCACCGCAAGCUGGGUGUUCAGCAGGAGCUCUUCACCUCUUCCAUCUACAGCCCCGGUUCCCCGAUAUUCCUCCCGAACGGCACGCGAAUCUUCAACCGACUGGUCGAUUUCCUACGACGGCAGUACGUCCACUACGGCUUCGACGAGGUUAUCACGCCAAAUAUCUACAAAAAGUCGCUGUGGGAGGUGUCGGGCCAUUUACAAAACUAUGCCGACGACAUGUACACCGUCACAAGCCGCGCGCGCGCCCCCGAGGAGAAGACGAGCUGCUGCAGCGGUGCUCACGGAGACCAGCCUCGCGAGGGAGCCAGCGGCGAGCAGGCCACCAGGCAAGCCGAGGGCGAGGACGAUGACUACGGCCUCAAGCCCAUGAACUGCCCGGGCCACUGCCUCAUCUUCGCCUCAAAGAACCGCAGCUACCGCGAUCUGCCCAUCCGCUACGCCGACUUCAGCCCGCUGCACCGCAACGAGAUCUCGGGCGCCCUCAGCGGCCUGACGCGCGUGCGCCGCUUCCACCAGGACGACGGCCACGUCUUUUGCCGCCCGAUCCAGAUCCAAGAAGAAGUGUUCAAGACGCUCGACUUCAUGAAGACGGUCUACGGCGCGCUCGGGCUCGAGCAGUUCGACUUUGCCCUCUCGACCAGGCCCGCGGACCACUACAUUGGCACCGACGCCGAGUGGGCGCGGGCCGAGUCGCAGCUGCGCCAGGCGCUGGAGCAGGCCGGGUUGAAGUACACCGUCAAGGAAGGCGACGGCGCCUUUUACGGCCCCAAGAUUGACGUGAUGCUGCACGACUCGCACGGCAAGUCGCACCAGGCCGGCACGAUCCAGCUCGACUUCCAGCUGCCGCAGCGCUUCAACCUCGAGUACCAGGCGCCCGCUCCCGCGCUGGAGGCGCAGGGCCUGCCGCUGGACGGCGCCGACGUGUCGGCGGCGGACCUGGAGACGUACGGACCGGUGCCGCCCGUCAUGAUCCACCGGGCCAUCUUGGGGUCCGUCGAGCGCCUGAUGGCGCUGCUGAUCGAGGAGUACAAGGGCCGGUGGCCGUUCUGGCUGAACCCGCGGCAGUGUGUGAUCCUGACCAUCAACGACACGGAACCCGUCAUGAGCUGGGCGUCCGAGGUCAAGGAUAUCCUGACGGGCCACGACCGCGUGCGGGACCCGGCGAACCCGCGGCAGCCGCGCCCGACGGGCUUCGCGGUCGAGAUCGACGCCAGCGCGCGGUCGCUGGCCAAGAAGCUCAAGGAGGCGAGGGAGAAGCAGCCCGGGUUCAUUUUAGUGGUGGGUAAGGGCGACGUUGCGGCCAAGCAGGUGACUGUCGAGGCGACGGACGGCCCUUCAGAAGGCUCGGGUGCGGGCGUCUCGAAGGGAGCUCGGCAGCAGAUGGAUCCCCUGGCUUUGCUGGAGAAGAUGCAGGAAAAGGUGGCGACGUAUCAGUAG